Cladocopium goreaui is the source of this 624-nucleotide messenger RNA. Lineage: Eukaryota; Dinophyceae; Suessiales; Symbiodiniaceae. The record is from the annotation of a GenBank genome assembly.
CCAGGCGCGAACACCUGCCACUCUGCGCCAAAUGUCAACUCAUGUGGCACAGCGAUGCUUGCAAGCUGCCAAAUCAGCACUGAAGGACAAUGUGAAGCCAUGGGAGAAACCCAAGGUCCGAAUCACGUUGAAUCUUGCGGCUGAACGAGGCCCGGUACACUCAAGUUGGAUCAAGCAGCCGGAUUCUCCCACCAGCAGGCGGAGCAAUGUUCCAACGGAGGAUUGUCGCCAGCAGAGGAGUCCUCCCAAACGAGUAGAUGAACUGGACCAGCAGGAAGCUCUGUUCUGCCAUGAUAUGCGGCGUUUGACUCGAAUGGCCAAAGCUUGUGCGGAGGACGCCCUGCACGAGUUGAAGGGUCUUCGCAGCGAAGCUGACGAGCUGCGGCGUCAGCUGAGACAGCUGACAGAUGCGCACAGUGAUGACGCGAGUCCAGGGAGACUGCAGGCAGGGCGAAGACGUGACCUGGGAAGCCAAGAUGGUUUUUUGCCGAAAGCCCAGAACACCAGGAAAACUCACAGCCCGCUGAGGGUAUCCGAAUGAGGUCAGUGAGAACUAGAAAAAAAAUCAUGUCAAGGCCAAAGAACAUGCCCUGGCAAAAAUCAGUGUUGGGCAGAGGAUGGCGC